Gloeophyllum trabeum ATCC 11539 is the source of this 998-nucleotide messenger RNA. RefSeq lists its product as uncharacterized. The record is from RefSeq and is a predicted model, not a curated record. Lineage: Eukaryota; Fungi; Basidiomycota; Agaricomycetes; Gloeophyllales; Gloeophyllaceae. The transcript has 5 exons. The coding region runs from base 36 to 887 and encodes 283 amino acids.
CUUCGACUCUACGCUCGUCUUCUGAGACCUCUAGCAUGCCCGUCAAUAUUAGGUCGCUUCCUACUCGUCCGCCUGUUGACGAAUCCGUUGCAGGACCCCUACCCAUGUCCGAUGAUUUCGCCGUAGCCCUUGGCCUCAAGGAAAGCUCUUUCGCCCAUAUACGGGAAUUUCAGGCCAACAUGACCGAGGAGGAACGCGUCCAGUACGUGUAUGGAAGGCUGUUGGUCCGCCUCAGGAUGGAACCGCAGGAACAACAAGAUGUCAUACUGAGCCGAUUUACAGCAAUCUGGCUGCUCAAGCUGCUGGAGCGAUGGCGCGCGUCCGAAGACCCAGGGUCUGUCUAUUCCUUGUUACUUCCUCACAUCUCGGACAACGUGUACUUCCAAGUCUUCCUUGCGUCCCGUCAUCCCGCCGCAAAAGAUAUGACCUUGCACUAUGCUCAGCGCCUUGCGAAAGCAACCUGGUCGAGGGUAGAAGAUAGUGACAUGGUGUUCGACGCAUGUCAGCAUCUCUCGACCAUGCUGGUAUACGAGGACUCGGACACGGUCUUGCCCCGCGAGCUUACGGAUGUCCUCAUCGACAAGAUAAGCGCAUGGCAAAUCGCAUACGCUCAUCUCCCGAACAUGGCGCCCCUUCCCCGAGCUAUUGGUCUGCUCAAACGUCAAGUCAGCUGGGUUCGUGAAGGGCGGAAGGUCAAGGAGCAUAUGGAGCGUGUACUGAUGGCGUGCAACAAACCUGGCUGCACUGUCCCAUACGUUCCGGGUACGGACACACUCCAGCAGUGUUCAGGAUGCAAGACAGCUCGAUAUUGUUCUCCGGAGCAUCAACGACAGCACUGGAAAACGCACAAGCUGUUUUGUUUCCGACCAGCCUGGACGGAAGAUUGAGAUGACUGGUGUGGGCAUGGUCUAAUACGUUGUAACUAUUGUACAUAGUGCGAUAUCUGCUGAGCCCAAUAGCCAGCUGGUCCAGAAAUGUUACAAUGAAACCAUGAGUGG